GUCGAGGCUGAAGCCGUGAAUCGUUCGAUUACCAUCGCCAACCAGACCAACUGCCCCCUGUACAUCACCAAAGUGAUGAGCAAGAGCGCGGCUGAAGUCAUUGCCCAGGCCCGGAAAAAGGGAACCGUGGUGUACGGCGAGCCCGUCACCGCCAGCCUGGGAACUGAUGGCUCCCACUACUGGAGCAAGAACUGGGCCAAGGCCGCUGCUUUUGUCACCUCCCCACCCCUGAGCCCCGACCCGACCACUCCGGACUUUCUGAACUCCUUGCUGUCCUGUGGAGAUCUCCAGGUCACUGGCAGUGCCCAUUGUACUUUCAACACUGCCCAGAAGGCGGUCGGAAAGGACAACUUCACCCUGAUCCCCGAAGGCACCAAUGGCACUGAGGAGCGGAUGUCCGUCGUCUGGGAUAAGGCUGUGGUCACUGGGAAGAUGGAUGAGAACCAGUUUGUGGCCGUGACCAGCACCAACGCAGCCAAAGUCUUCAACCUUUACCCCCGGAAAGGCCGCAUUGCUGUGGGAUCUGAUGCUGACCUGGUCAUCUGGGACCCCGACAGUGUUAAAACCAUCUCUGCCAAGACCCACAACAGUGCUCUCGAGUACAACAUCUUUGAAGGCAUGGAGUGCCGUGGCUCUCCGCUGGUGGUCAUCAGCCAGGGGAAGAUUGUCCUGGAAGACGGCACCCUUCAUGUCACCGAAGGCUCUGGGCGCUACAUCCCCCGGAAGCCCUUCCCUGAUUUUGUUUAUAAGCGUAUCAAGGCAAGGAGCAGGCUGGCGGAGCUGAGAGGGGUUCCCCGUGGCCUGUACGAUGGGCCUGUGUGCGAGGUGUCUGUGACACCCAAGACAGUCACUCCAGCCUCGUCGGCUAAGACGUCUCCGGCCAAGCAGCAGGCCCCACCUGUCAGGAACCUGCACCAGUCUGGAUUCAGCUUGUCUGGUGCUCAGAUUGACGACAACAUCCCCCGUCGCACCACCCAGCGCAUCGUGGCGCCCCCUGGUGGCCGUGCCAACAUCACCAGCCUGGGCUAGAGUUCCAGGGCCCAUUCCACUGGGGGAUAGGGGUUGGGGGAUGGGACACCUGAGGACAUUCUGAGACUUCCUUCCUUCCCUUUUUUUUUUUUUUUAAAGAGCCUGUGAUAGUUACUGUGGGGCAGCCAGUUCACGGGGCUCCCUCUUGGGCCUCACACUCCGUCCCUCACCCGGAGUCACUGACUUUGCUCACCCACUUCUCUACACAUCUACAAACAUCACACCACGUCUACCCACCAGCCCCGUACAGGGGACUGCAUCCAACACUCAGACAUGCGAAACAGAGCAAAUCACCAUGAGGGUGUUUCUCAUCUCCAACCUCUGUUGUAUUUAUCAUCUUCCUUUUCAUUGGGAGGGAAGAUAAAGUGAAUUGCCCAGA
Messenger RNA from Myotis brandtii (Brandt's bat), 1408 nucleotides. Its product is annotated as dihydropyrimidinase-related protein 2. The annotation marks the transcript as partial. The record is from RefSeq and is a predicted model, not a curated record. Gene Ontology annotation, molecular function: hydrolase activity, acting on carbon-nitrogen (but not peptide) bonds, in cyclic amides. Gene Ontology annotation, cellular component: cytosol. The transcript has 7 exons. Lineage: Eukaryota; Metazoa; Chordata; Mammalia; Chiroptera; Vespertilionidae.